Paramormyrops kingsleyae is the source of this 1830-nucleotide messenger RNA. Its product is annotated as syntaxin-binding protein 6. Gene Ontology annotation, biological process: Golgi to plasma membrane transport; exocytosis. The record is from RefSeq and is a predicted model, not a curated record. NCBI's taxonomy places the organism in Eukaryota, Metazoa, Chordata, Actinopteri, Osteoglossiformes, Mormyridae. Gene Ontology annotation, molecular function: phosphatidylinositol-4,5-bisphosphate binding. Gene Ontology annotation, cellular component: exocyst; plasma membrane.
ACAUUCGGGAAAACAUAUCUGCGGCUAUUCAGAAGCGCAUGAUUACACUUAAAGUGUCGCGAGAAACACUCGCGGAUUUAAACUUAAUGAAAGAUUUGAUAGAGAACAAACUUGACACACUAAGUUUCGAUCAACAGCUUCGCGAAUGUAGGUUUUAAUUACCCUUUUAUAUCUGGCAAUGAAAAAGGGCUCAAGUAGACUCCAAUAAUCCUCAAACUAUUGUUUGAUUGAGACUGUGAGCUGGAAAGGGAGACCGACGGGAGACCAAUGAGAAAGGAGAGGCCGAGAGCCAACCAGCCCCGCGGCCAGAGACACCAUGAGCGCCAAGUCUGCCAUCGGCAAGGAGGUCUUCACCCCGCGGGAUGAGAAGAUGCUGGCAGCCGUGCAGGUCAGGAGGAGGAACAAGAAGAAGAUCCCCUUCCUGGCCACUGGAGGACAGGGCGACUACAUGACCUACAUCUGCCUGUCAGUUACAAACAAGAAGCCCCCACAGCUGUCCAUCACCAAGGUGAAGCAGUUUGAAGGCUCCUCCUCGUUCGCUAGGAGGUCUCAGUGGAGCAUGGACCAGCUUCGUAAGGUCAACGGCAUCGACCCUAAUCGAGACUGUCCAGAGUUUGACUUGGAGUUUGACAACGCCUCCGACCAGUGGGUGGCAGGCUCUGCAGGGGAGAAGUGCAUGUUUGUCCAGGUCUUGCACCACACCUGCCAGCGGCACAGCGGGGAGCGCAAACCAGAGUUUGUCAACUGCCAGUCCAAGCUGCUUGGAGAAGCAUGCUCAGUAAAUUCAGUCAUGUUGCGUUGCAAGAUGUUUUUGCAUGGAAUGAGGAAUACCAAGGUAUCAAGCCAGAAACGGCCUCCCAGAAAAGGUAACAGCAUCCUGCACUCGGCGGCCGACAGCGUGACCAGUGCGGUACAAAAGGCCAGCCAGGCCCUGAACGAGCGCAGCGAUCGGCUGAACCGGGCCGAGGAGAAGACCGGCGAGCUCAUGAACAGCGCGCAGCAAUUUGCAGACACAGCGCACAAGCUUGCCAUGAAGCACAAAUAGCCAAACCGCCAAGGGAUCUGCCUGGAUGUGAGAAGUGCUGAUCCUCUGGGACACCUUUCUAACUGUAUUAAUAUUUUAACAUCUUAUUUCUUGUAUGCCACUAUCACUAAUGAGUUUUACCUGCACACCUUGACAUUGAGUGAACAUCUGAUCUGGAGCUCCGCUAGCCAGCUACCUGUCCGUGGGCCAUUUAGCAUGCAGUUUGCACCGCAUACUUCCCUAUCACCUGCCGCCCACUCGCUAGGCUACGCAAAAACCUUUUACCCGCCAGCCCCUAUUUUCGGUUUCGACAGCGCCCCCUGAAGGCCGACAUUGUUAUGACACAGUAGUACAUUUCAUUAUGCCCAGAAGCACUGCGAGUUGCUUGUAAAAUUGUAACAGAUUGUAGGCAGCCUCUGUCCUCUAAGACUUCAGAAUGUGAAAUCAGACUUUCAGACAUUCCAUUUUCCCACGGUAUAUAAAAUACCCCCAGUACUACCUUAUGAAGCUGCUGCAAAAGCUUAAAAGCUAAACUGAGUUUUGCUCUAUGAAGGAUGAUACGUGUUCGUAUAAAAGUGUUUACAAAUUGUAAGAACCCCCCCCCCCCGCUAUAUUCCCUUUAUGCCCCCCUCCCUCCUGCACUAUAUUAUGGUUUAGUGUCCAGGAUUUGUUUAAUCUUCACUUUAUUGAUUUAAAUGAUAACAUGAGUACAGAUAGUAAUGAUCCAAUGUACAGUAUCUAUCACUGCAAAUGACUAAAGUUUUUAUAAACAUUCCAGAAAGUAAAACAGAUAAUGAAGGAACCCC